AUGGCCGAGAACACAGGCACGCCGUUUGUGCGGUGCACGGGCCACCGUUUCUUUGCACAGCGGUUGGUGCUGGCCACGCUGACCGGCAAGCCGGUGCACAUCUCGGGCAUUCGCAGCUCAUCGCCGACGAGUCCGGGAUUGGCGCCGCACGAGGUCUCGCUGCUGCGGCUGCUCGAGGCAGUCACCAACGGCAGCUCCUUCCAGAUCUCCUACACCGGCACCACGAUGACGUAUCACCCGGGCCUGAUCACCGGCACCGUGGCUGGCGCCGGUGCCACAGAAGAAGACCUGAUCGAGCACCAUAUUCCGGCCGGCUGCACGCGUGGCAUCACCUACUUUUUGGCCCCGCUGGCCCUCCUGGCACCCUUCAGCAAGGCCCACAUGAAUGUGCGCUUUUCAGGCCCGGGCGUCAUCACCGCCGCCACUGAGGCCGGCGACCUCUCGGCUGACGCCUUCCGUUUGGCUAUCCUGCCGCUCUAUGGCCUCUUUGGCAUCCCACCUGCUCGCAUCGAGCUCGCCGUCCGCCAGCGCGCCUGCACCGGCUACGGAGAUCGUCGCGGCAACGGCGUCGUCGAACUGCGCUUCGCCAGCCAGGUCCGCCUCCCUCGCACCCUCCACCUCAACCGUGGCGCCGGCCGGAUCCGUCGCAUCGCUGGCGUUGCCUACACUGUCGGCGUCACGGCCUCCAACAACAAGCGCAUGAUCCAUGCGGCCCGUGCUGUCCUCAACACACUCACCGGCGAAAUCCGCAUCGCCGAGGCUCCGCCCGCUCAGGACGACGCCCGCAACAAACCCGGCAUCGGCUUCGGUCUCUGUCUGGUCGCCGAGUCCAACGUCCCAGGUGUUGUCUACUCGGCCGAUGUCGUCGCUCCUGCUCGCGGCGGUGUCCUCGCCGAGGAUAUCGGUACCCAGUGCGCACACCAGCUGCUCGCCAACAUUGCCGCCGGCGGCUGCGUCUGCCGCUCGGCUGCCACUACCGUCCUCACUCUCAUGGCCAUGGGCGCCGAGGAUGUCGGUCGCCUCCGUCUGGGCAGAGACGUUGUUGGCACCCAGGAGGUUGUCGCCCUUGCCCGCGACCUCAAGGCCUUUGGUGCCAGUAGCUGGGGCCUUCGUCAGGCCGACGACAGCGCCGUCGAUUCGGCCGACGACUUGGAAAACGGCACCAGCUCCGACGAUACUCCUCUGGAACUCCAAUAUCGGUGCAUAUCCUGUUGUCGUUACUCGUAA
Messenger RNA from Grosmannia clavigera kw1407, 1227 nucleotides. Its product is annotated as RNA-3 -phosphate cyclase family protein. The record is from RefSeq and is a predicted model, not a curated record. The transcript is spliced from 2 exons. Gene Ontology annotation, molecular function: RNA endonuclease activity. Bases 1 to 1227 code for a protein of 408 amino acids. Gene Ontology annotation, cellular component: nucleolus. Gene Ontology annotation, biological process: ribosome biogenesis; endonucleolytic cleavage of tricistronic rRNA transcript (SSU-rRNA, 5.8S rRNA, LSU-rRNA). Lineage: Eukaryota; Fungi; Ascomycota; Sordariomycetes; Ophiostomatales; Ophiostomataceae.